AAGAAACAAACAAGUCAUAACUUGCAAAUUCACUCACCAGAUUAUAAAUAGCAACACUCUUGCAUAUAUCUCCAACUCUCAAUUUAGCAUUCCAUUUCUUCUUCAACAGAAUGGGCUGUCUAUCAUGGCUUCCUCACUUUCUAUGCUUCCUUUUGUUUCACAUUCAUUUUCAAGCUUCUUCUGCAGCAAUGUUGUGCCAGCAUGACCAGAGUCUUGCUUUGCUUCAAUUGAAGAUAUCCUUAUCCAUGAUAACUGUAUCCUCCACCAGCAUAUCUCUUUAUCCCAAGACAGAUUCCUGGAAAGAAGGCACGGAUUGCUGCAGAUGGGAUGGUGUCGUUUGUGAUAACAAAACUGGUAAUGUAAUUGGCCUUGAUCUUUCUUACAAUGAUUUUAACAACUCUCAAAGUCAAAUUCCAUCUCAGUUGGACCUCUCUUUCAAUAAUUUCAGUGAUCAAGCUUCAUCUUCAAUUGAAAAUCUUCAUGAACUCUCUUCAUUGUACCUCUCUAAUAAUAAUUUUAAUGGUGAAGUUCCAUCUUUACUUGGAAAUCUUAAGAAACUCACUAUGUUAGACCUCUCUCAUAACAAUUUUAGUGGCCAGCUUUCGUCUUCAUUUGAAAAUCUUCAAGAGCUCUCUUCAUUAUACCUUUCUACCAAUAAUUUCAAUGGCCAAGUUCCAUCUUUACUUGGAAAUCUUAAGAAACUCACAGUGUUAGACCUCUCUCAUAACAAUUUCAACGGUCAAAUUCCAUUUUCAUUUGAAAAUCUUCAAGAGCUAUCUUCGUUAUAUCUUUCUACUAAUAAUUUCAGUGGUCAAGUUCCAUCUUUACUUGGAAAUCUUAAUAAACUCACAGUGUUAGACCUCUCUAGUAACAAUUUCAACGGUCAAAUUCCAUCUUCAUUCGAAAAUCUUCAAAGGUUAUCUUCAUUAUAUCUUUCUACUAACAAUUUCAGUGGUCAAAUUUCAUCUUCACUUGAAAAUCUUACAGAACUCUCCAUAUUAGAUCUCUCUCAUAAUAAUUUCAAUGCUCUAAAUCCAUCUUCUUUUGAAAAUCUUAAGAAAGUCACUUCAUUGUACCUGAGUUAUAAUAAUUUUAGUGGUCAAAUUCCGUCAUCACUUGGAAGCCUUACACAACUCCAUAUGUUGGAUCUCUCUUACAACAAUUUCACUGGUCAAAUUCCAUCUUUUCUUGGAAAUCUUACAAAUCUCACUGCCUUAUACCUCAAUUAUAACAAUUUCAUUGGUCAAAUUCCAUUAUCACUUGGAAGCUUAUGGCAACUCUCAUUAUUUGACAUCUCCUUCAACAAUCUCAAUGGCCAGAUUCCUUCCUCGCUUGAAAAUCUUACACAACUUUAUUAUUUGAGAAUGGGAAACAACAAUCUCAGUGGUCAGAUUCCAAGUUCAUUUUUCGAAGAUAAUCAAUUGAAUUACAUUGAUUUGAGAAAUAACAAGUUUCAAGGACCAAUUCCAAAUUCAAUUUUCAAAAGUGUAAACUUAACGGCUCUUCUCUUUUCAUCCAACAAAUUGAUAGGAGAAGUCCCUUCUUCAAUUUGCAAGCUAAAGGCCCUCCAAAUUAUUGACUUGUCAAACAAUAGUUUGAAUGGCUCCAUUCCCCAAUGUUUGGGGAAUUUCACCACCAGCCUUUCAGUUUUGCAUUUGGGUAUGAACAAUUUCCAUGGAACAAUUCCUGAAGCAUUUUCAGUAGGCAGCAGCUUGAGAUAUUUGAACUUCAAUGGCAAUCAAUUGCAAGGGACAAUCCCAUCAUCCAUCUGUAAUUGUAAAGGUUUGCAAUUUUUGGAUCUUGGCAACAAUGUCCUAAAUGACACGUUCCCCGAUUUUCUUGGAACUCUUCCAGGGUUGCAAGUUCUAGUGCUGCAAUCUAAUAAGCUGCAUGGUUUGGUGAAUGAUUCCUCCGCCAAUUAUUCAUUCUCAAUGCUACGAAUAUUUGAUCUUUCUAAGAACAUGUUUACAGGACCUUUGCCUUCAGAGUAUUUCAAUGAUUUCAAAGCAAUGAUGAACUUUGAUGUGAAAAUGAAAUACAUGGGAGAGCCAAAUAAUGCUUAUGACUAUUCUGUGACUCUGACACUCAAAGGAUUAGUGAUUGAGUUGGUGAAAAUCCAAACACUUCUGACAACCAUUGAUUUGUCGAGCAAUAAAUUCUCAGGGAUGAUUCCACAAUCACUUGGAGAGCUUAAAUCACUUAAGCUACUCAACUUAUCACACAAUAAACUCACAGGCAAUAUUCAAACAUCAUUGGGGGAGUUGUCCAAUUUGGAAUCACUAGACCUCUCUUGGAAUCUUCUCGUUGGAAGGAUUCCUAUGGAAUUGGCAGAUUUAACAUUUCUGCAAGUGUUUCGAGUUUCAUAUAAUCGACUUCAAGGAUCCAUACCUGGAGGAAAGCAGUUCAACACAUUUGAUGGCAGUUCAUAUGAAGGAAAUUUGGGAUUGUGUGGAUUUCCACUGGAAAAUUGUGACAAUGGGGAGAGGCAACAGCCAACAGCAUCACCUCAAGAAGAUGAUUCAGAAUCCAUGUUUGGAUUUGGAUGGAAACAAGUAUUGAUAGGGUAUGGAUGUGGAGUCAUAUUUGGUAUUGCAAUGGGAUAUAUUGUGUUUAAAACAAGGAAGCCUGCAUGGUUUGUGAAGAUGGUUGAAGGAUAUCAAAAGCCAAGAAGGUUCAAAAAAUAAGAUUGUUCAUACAAGUCCAGGUAAUAUUUCCUGAUAUUUAUCAUAUUAGCUAUGUGUUGUCUAGAUGUUUCUAAUUUUUAAAAUUACUAAUUGAAUAAAUAAUAAAAAUAUAAUAUUUACAGUU
Messenger RNA from Manihot esculenta (cassava), 2808 nucleotides. Its product is annotated as receptor-like protein 53. The transcript has a single exon. Bases 111 to 2684 code for a protein of 857 amino acids. NCBI's taxonomy places the organism in Eukaryota, Viridiplantae, Streptophyta, Magnoliopsida, Malpighiales, Euphorbiaceae. Gene Ontology annotation, molecular function: protein binding. The record is from RefSeq and is a predicted model, not a curated record.